This is a messenger RNA of Jatropha curcas, 1326 nucleotides long. RefSeq lists its product as uncharacterized. The record is from RefSeq and is a predicted model, not a curated record. Lineage: Eukaryota; Viridiplantae; Streptophyta; Magnoliopsida; Malpighiales; Euphorbiaceae.
AUGGCUUCUGCAAACAAAAUGCCAACUAUUCCCAUGUUCAUACUUCAAAUAUGAGCUAAAGCUUAGAUCAAGUAACAAGCUUUAAUUUAAACAAAUAAAUUCAAAAUCCUAUAUAUAGCACCAGAAUAAGAAGAUUUCUCGCAUCAAAAAAUUAGUCUUUCUUCUUUCAAUAUUAGUAAAGAGGGAUUCAACAUGAAGGUCUUAAGCAGCAGUUUCAUAUUUGUUAUUUUGGUAGCUCUGAUUACAGGUUUUAUUCAAGUAAAUGCAGAAUCUGUUCACUGCAACAACCCAUUAAGCCGAUGCAAUGGGAAGUACGUAGAAUGCCCUUAUGAAUGCCCAAGCACUUACCCACAGGACCCCAAAUCUAAAGUUUGUUAUGUCAACUGUGAUCACCCACAGUGCAAGGCUUCUUGCAAGACGCGCAAAGCAAGUUGUGACACACCAGGAUCAGCCUGUUAUGAUCCCCGAUUUAUAGGUGGUGAUGGUGUUGUUUUCUACUUCCAUGGAAAGAGCAAUGAGCAUUUCAGUUUAGUAUCAGAUUCAAAUCUCCAAAUCAAUGGACGUUUCAUUGGCCACAGACCAGAAGGCAGAACCAGAGACUUCACUUGGAUUCAGGCCUUGGGAAUUCUUUUCAACUCUAACACAUUUUCUCUUGAAGCAACAAAGUCAGCAACUUGGGAUAGCGAAGUUGACCAUUUGAAGUUCACUUACAAUGGUGAAAACUUAGUCGUACCUGAAGAGCCACUUUCCAUUUGGUACUCACCAGAAAAAGAUGUCAAAGUAGAAAGAGUAUCAAGAAAAAACAGUGUUAUAGUGAAUAUAAAGCAUACUGUAGAGAUUUUGGUCAAUGUAGUGCCUGUAACUAAAGAAGAUGACAGAGUUCAUAAAUAUCAAGUACCUGAAGACGACUGCUUUGUCCAUUUAGAGGUCCAAUUUAGGUUCUUUAACUUGUCACCUAAAGUUGAUGGAGUUUUGGGUAGGACUUACAGGCCUGAUUUCGAAAACCCAGCAAAGCCUGGCGUGGCAAUGCCGGUUUUAGGAGAUGAAAACAAGUAUAGAACUGAAUCACUUCUUUCGGCAGAUUGUGAAUCUUGCAUUUUCUCUCUUCAGAUUGGAUCAAACAAAGAGAUUUCAUCGGUUACCGACUAUGGCACCCUAGAUUGCACCCAUGGAGGUUCUGCAGGAUAUGGAAUUGUUUGCAGGAAGUAAGGUUAGGAAAAUUGUGCAUGGCUGGCCAUUUAAAGAAUAUUGGAAGCUUUGGUUAAGCUUCUUGUUAAAUAAGUAGAUGGUGUGGCUGCAGGAUUUGGUUAUUGUGAAAUUACCUUG